This is a messenger RNA of Cryptomeria japonica (Japanese cedar), 569 nucleotides long. RefSeq names its product protein SMALL AUXIN UP-REGULATED RNA 54-like. The coding region runs from base 12 to 470 and encodes 152 amino acids. NCBI's taxonomy places the organism in Eukaryota, Viridiplantae, Streptophyta, Pinopsida, Cupressales, Cupressaceae. Gene Ontology annotation, biological process: response to auxin. The transcript has a single exon. The record is from RefSeq and is a predicted model, not a curated record.
ACUAUUCUGCAAUGGCCAGGAUAAAGGGAAAUUCCCAAGUCUUGCUGGUGAAGAACAUAAGCAGAUCACUGUGUAGGUUUGCUAAUGCCCAUAAGCCAGUUGUGCAUGCUCUUUCUUCAAAGAGCACAAGCUACUUCAUCUUUACAGAUGAGUUCAUGGGUAGAUCAUGUGGUGCUCUUCCUACAGAUGUCCCAAAGGGCCAUUGUGCAGUAUAUGUUGGUAGUGAACGCUCUAGGUUUAUAAUCCCCAUUGAGUAUUUUAAUCAUUCUGUGUUCCGGGCAUUGCUUGAUAAGGCCGAGGAAGGGUAUGGAUUUGACCAUCACAUUGGACUCAUCAUUCCCUUUGAGGAAAUUGCUUUCCAGUAUCUGCCAUCCAUGAUAUUGAAGAAGGAUCCGGUACUCAGAAAUACAGGGCUGGAUAAAGUCACUGAUUUCCACUCCUCAACCUUUUGUUCUGCCGAUGUUGACUAAACAUAAUGCUACAACAAUCUACGAAGAAUUGGUUGAAGCAAAAGCAGAGGCUUAGCAAGGGAUAAGGCAAUACUGUAUAUAGUUUUUGUCGACGUCCCA